Poeciliopsis prolifica (blackstripe livebearer) is the source of this 2418-nucleotide messenger RNA. RefSeq names its product regulator of G protein signaling 9 binding protein (gene rgs9bp). Gene Ontology annotation, cellular component: neuron projection. Gene Ontology annotation, biological process: G protein-coupled receptor signaling pathway. The transcript has 3 exons. The record is from RefSeq and is a predicted model, not a curated record. The coding region runs from base 434 to 1219 and encodes 261 amino acids. NCBI's taxonomy places the organism in Eukaryota, Metazoa, Chordata, Actinopteri, Cyprinodontiformes, Poeciliidae.
AGCUGCUCUCCUGUCUCUCGGUGAUGCUUAAUGAGAUUAGCAGUCCGUCUUAGCCCUGCGUCAGUGCAAAGGGGUCAAUCACUGGAUUAGCAUCUCGCUUAAGAGUCGCAUCAGUUUAAUAUACUUUAUUAUUAUUAUUAUUAUUAAUUUUGUGUGUGUGGGAUUUUUCUCUUUAUUGCAUUCACUUCCCAAAGCAUGUUCAGCGCGCGCAUUUGCGCCGUAUCCGCAGAUGGGGGUGCUUCGCUGCGCAGCGCGCUUCGCCUCGGGACCGAGCGCGUCCGGGCUCUCGGGCGCUGAAUGAAGCGUCUUCCAGGGAGAGAAGAGGAGCCGGGGCAGCUGGAGUAGUGAAGGGCGGCGCGGGGUGCGGGGUGGGGUGUGUGCCGACAUCUCGCCUUGCUGCGGCAGAGUCCGAGACUCUGCGCGAGUCCUCCCCAUGCCACUGGUAAAUAACAAAGUGGGCGAUGAUUGCGCGGCGAGCGGAGACGAGGCUCCGGCCGACGGGAAGGCGCUGGUGGACUCGCUGAUAAAGGUUGUGGCUUGCUACCGGCACUUAGCCUCAUGCGUGGGUGGGUGCACAGACAGCCUGCAGCUCCGCGACGAAUUGAGGCAAACGAGAGAAAAGGCCCAAAAGUUGGCCGGGGACAUCUGCCAGCACCUGACCUCACAUCUCCGGGACAAGAGCCUGCCCGAUGGACAACGCAAGGAGAUGGAGCUCCUCUGGGUGGCCUUCUCUGCCUGCCUGGAGCUGCUGCACGUUGACAUGUGCAAAGUUUUGAACAUCAGCAGCAUUGUCUCGCUGGCCGACUCGGCAUCACUUGUGCACACUGGCCUGGAAGGAGGAUGCAGUGAUGUAGCGGCCCGGGCCUUGAGUUUCCCCGACCUGAACCAGGUUCAGACGGAUUCCCUCCCUGCGGGCCUCGAGAGCCAGGAGCGCAGCACCAUGGAGCUCGAGAUCAGUCAAAUUGACCGCAUGAUCGACGACAUGGAGAUGAAAGUCAACGUGCUGCGUUGGAUGGUGGAGCCCCAAGGGCCGCUGUACGCAGACCCCCUCAGCAGCACUGACAGCGCCUCCAUGGCUCUGCUGUCCGUAGACGAGGAGCAGCAGGCCCCCACAUCUCAUCCCCUGUGCCAGCGGAGCCAAAUAUUUGUGCUCUUACUGCUGCUUGGUGUUUUUUUUGUAGCGGUCACUUUAUCUCUCUGUAUUUUCUUUUUCUCGUGAGCAAGACCUUAAGAAAUUUCAAUCAUUCAUCUUUUUCUGAAGGUUUAAACAGUGCACCAGACUUAAUCCAGAUGCAAGCUAGCAUACAAAUUGUUUACACUAAAUCUAACUAAAUGCUUUUUUGAUUUUAAAAUAGCUUAUGCCACUUAGCACUUGAUUCAUAAUCUGAAAUUGAGUAUAGCACAGAUGAUGAAAUUUCCCUGUUGUUCUCUGCUAUCUGAAUUUAUCAGUAACAGGUUGGAAAAAUCAACUAGACUGUCUCCUGAAGUGGGACGUCCCUGAACGACCCUGAACGACCCUCAACAUAGCAUCCAAUAUGGCUGCUCCAGUAACUUGUUAAAUCAAUAACACAUAUAUAUUGUCACAUUUUUUCUUUUCUUUUUUUUGUAAAAAUAUUCCCCUUGGGCCAAAAUUAAAUCUAUUAUUGUUAGCAUGCAAGGCCAAUAACUGUUAGCCUUGUUACUAAAACCACAUCCUAUUUGAUCUCAAGUUAGACACAGUGGUUUUCGAGCUGAAAACAAAAUCAAGCACAUCGUUUGAUUUUCUGUUAUAAUCUGAAUUUGUUUGUCUCUAACAGCUACAAAUGAAACGUAUCUUCCACAGAUGUGUGUAUUUGUGACAAUUGCGUAAAUAAGCCAGUUAUCAAUAAGAGCUUUUGACAGUUUGCGUCUCGUUAAAACCUUUGGUGCACAUGGAGCUGUGGAAGUCUAUUUUUUCCAAACAUGUCCUUUCCACGUUUUGAGCACAUUAAAUGAAGAGAAGCACAUGAUCGACAGCCUGCGUUGCUCCGAGUAGUUGACAAUAAACCGAAGAGCAAAUCCCACAGAUUUCCCAGCUCCUCUCUGAGCCGCGGUGCAGUUUGCUGGGAUAUCAUUCCCAGGUCCAAGUCCUUACUUUCAAAGGAAACUGGAGCCAAGGCUGAGUUUUUCUCUGUUAAAUGUAAAAAGGUGAGACAGAAAAGCUAACAAUUCUGUACAUUUUGCUUAAUGAUUUGAGGAAAAAAAAGAAGCUAGAAUGACUUGCAACUUUUUUUUUUGAUUGCCAAUGUAAGUACGUAGGUGCUUAUGCUUGGUAGAGGAUGUAAUAAUUUAUCUUUUUUGUAUAUAAGCAGCACUCUAAACUAAACGAAUGCAAUGACAUAAAUACAUUUACUGUGGAUUAUAAAAAUAUAAAGUUUGACAAAACCCUGUUGUCAUUUU